AUGCGUAAACCAAGUUUCCUUGGGUUUACGCUGAUAUUGGUGUUAAGUGUGAUAUUGAGGCUCGCCGUGGUUGAUGGUUCGUUAUUUGAUGACGUUAUCGACAAAGGGGCUUCCACGAAGAAGCGAGAAUUGACCUACACGAAUUUUUCCGCUGGGCCAAGCCUUGCCAGUCAAGCCGACGACUACGAUGAUGAGUUCUAUGCAUACCUGGAGGAGCAAAGCUUGAACACACCCAGGGAAACUAGUUCAGGGGAUGAAGCUCGAGACAAGAACCAAAUUAUCAUCAAUCUGAAAAACGCUCCGGAAUCGUACUUGGUCAGUCAGAGCGAUGAUAAGAAAGCUAGUCAUCACAAAUUGACCGAAUACUCGAUGCCGGCACCCCAAAAUGAGGAAGAGUUGAACAAGUUUGUGAGAGAGUCCUAUGGCUCACAAUUGUCUCCCAUUCAAGUGCCGACCUCGUACACUCAAUUCCAAGGCCCUAUUGCCGUUCAUUUCAACACCUAUAACGAUGAACUAGAAUCAGAAGACGAAUCGUUAUUUGCUCCCCCGUCUGUUUACGGAAAUAACCAAAAUUCCCCCCAACAAGAUGCAAAUCGGCGACCUAAAUAUAAUGAUCGACAACCACGGGACGGCAGCCAAAGUGGCUCGUUAUUUUCUCCGGCACAGUUUGAUUCAGUGGGACCCCCAGCUGCCCCACCCAGCAAUGCUUUUAAUAUUGGUCCCCCUGCUCCCCCUGUUCCAGUUCGACCCCCUUUACCCGUGGCUCCUGUUCGUCCGCCUGCUCCUCCUCCGUCUCCUCCACCCACUACUCCCCCAAACCCGACGAGACCCCCAGCACCCGUUGGACCUUCGCCAGGGGAGAAGCCAACAAAAAGGAGAAAGAAGGGCAAAAAUGCUUCACAUCCUUCAAUUUACACUCACGUGAACUUGCACAUCAAUAACGAAAUUGCCCCAGAAUAUGGUGGCUAUGAAGAACCAGAAGAGGAAACCCAACAAGAUUUUCCUGUCUAUGAUCAAGUUGAAGUUAGCAAUGAUCCUAUUCCAGUUUAUCAACCUCCCAGUCAAGAACCUCCUCAAUUGAACAACCCAGUUAAUGACUUGCCGCAAUAUCAGACACCCUUCCAAGCCGACUUUUCAGAUGCCCAGGCUCAGCCUUCCUCUGGAUAUCAAGCACCAAGUUUUGAUUCAGCUGCAUUUAAUCCGUCAACGGGAUAUUCACCCCCUGUUCAAGCAAAUCCCCAAAAUAACUAUCAAGCGCCCUUUCAAUCACCAAUCCAAUCUAACCCUUCAAUUGGUUAUCAAGCUACUGCUCAAGCUAAUCCUUCAACUGGUUACCAGUCUCCUGCUCAAGCUAAUCCUUCAACUGAUUACCAAGCUCCUGCUCAAGCUAAUCCUUCAACUGAUUACCAAGCUCCUGCUCAAGCUAAUCCUUCAACUGGUUACCAAGCUCCUGCUCAAGCCAAUCCUACAACUGGUUACCAAGCUCCUGCUCAAGCCAAUCCUUCAACUGGUUAUCAAGCUCCAGCGCAAUCGCCCAUUCAAGCAAACCCCACUUCAAGUUACGCAGCCACAAUUCAGUUUGAUUCAAGUGCAUUUUACCAAGCACCAUCUUUAAACAAUCCGGUACAAGGUUUACAAAGUUUUACUCAAAAUAACCCUAAUCAAGGGCACCAAUCACAACCUCAGUCCAAUCCCACUCCUGUCUACCGAGCACCUCAAUCAAAUCCAGCCCCAAGUUACCAGGCACCUCAAGCCAAUCCCACCCCAGUCUACCAAGCACCUCAAAACGAUCCCAUCCCAGUCUACCAAUCGCCUCAAUCAAAUCCAACCCCAAGUUACCAAGCACCUCAAUCAAAUCCAACCCCAAGUUACCAAGCACCUCAAUCAAAUCCAAACCCAAGCUACCAAGCACCUCAAAACGAUCCCAUCCCAGUCUACCAAUCGCCUCAAUCAAAUCCAACCCCAAGUUACCAAGCACCUCAAAACGAUCCCACCCCAAGUUACCAAGCACCUCAAUCAAAUCCAAAUCCAAGCUACCAAGCACCUCAAAAUGAUCCCACCCCAAGUUACCAAGCACCUCAAAGCGAUCCCAUCCCAGCCUACCAAGCACCUCAAUCAAAUCCAACCCUAAGUUACCAAGCACCACAAAACGAUCCCACCCUAGUCCACCAAGCACCUCAAAAUGAGCCCAUCCCAGUCUACCAAACACCUCAAAACGAUCCCGCCCCAGUCUACCAACCACAACCUCAGUCGAACCCAACUCCCAGUUAUCAACCACUUUCCCAAGCUAACCCAACCUCUACUUAUGAGGCCCCGGUACCAAUUCAAGCAAACCCAACCGCCAACUAUGGUGCCCCACCACAAUCAAACCCAUCUCGUCCCUCGUACAACGCCCCAACCAAUGAUGCCCCCCAAAACUCUCCACGUUUAAUUCAGAGCAACCCAAAUUUCGUUCUGGCCUCCCCGGUUCUCUUCAACGCUAACAGCUUCCAAAACCCUGGAGUUUCUUACAGUUUUGCACCAAGCGAUGCUCAACAAGAUCCUAAUGCAGUUCAUUAUCACGUUCACGUAGCCGAUGCUCAAGGGCUUCAGGAUGUUCAGCAAUUAUUUGAUGACACUGGUUCAUAUGAUGCUCCAAGAGACCCACCUCUGGCUAAUCCAUUGAGAACCCGUCGGCCAAAAGGACAUAAAUAUCGGUCAAGAAGAAAUCGCGGACAAAGACAAAGUGAUCCCCGCCUCAGAAGCCCAAUACAGCGUAAUGGAUCUGGAGUGAGCGAGAUCCUCAAACUAAAGUGUUUACUCUGGUGUGGUUUCAAACAGUACGAGUUUUAGGGCGAACAAAAUUGUGCCCUUUAUUUUUGCAUUUUUGGUUGAAUAAGUGUCUCGCUAAUAUUUUUCAUGGAUUACACUUUAUUGUAAUAUUUAUUUUGUACCUGCAUUGUGGGAUAUAUUUUAAGCAAAUUUGUGUGUUUUUGGUUCUUACUGGAAGAAUAUUUAGUUGAUUCUUUAUCUGUUUUAGAAGUUUGAACCUUCAAUUCCGUCCCAAAACCAAACUUUCUCAGCAGUUCUAGCUAUCAACCAAACAA
This is a messenger RNA of Tigriopus californicus, 3086 nucleotides long. RefSeq lists its product as uncharacterized. The transcript has 3 exons. NCBI's taxonomy places the organism in Eukaryota, Metazoa, Arthropoda, Copepoda, Harpacticoida, Harpacticidae. The coding region runs from base 1 to 2832 and encodes 943 amino acids. The record is from RefSeq and is a predicted model, not a curated record.